This is a messenger RNA of Salmo salar (Atlantic salmon), 1198 nucleotides long. It is a transcript of the gene c20h12orf43, whose product is annotated as chromosome 20 C12orf43 homolog. Gene Ontology annotation, biological process: negative regulation of Wnt signaling pathway; Spemann organizer formation; Wnt signaling pathway. The record is from RefSeq and is a predicted model, not a curated record. Lineage: Eukaryota; Metazoa; Chordata; Actinopteri; Salmoniformes; Salmonidae.
AUAGUGCAUUGCUUUGUAGCCGCAAAUGUACUUGAUCCAACAUGUCAGCCCCCGUUGGAACGAUGGUUGAAGACUCAAGCAGUGAGGAGGAAGAUCUGGAAAAGUUUAAGGAAGCAGCUUGGAGUUUUGGCACAUAUGGAAUUAAUGGUACACACAAUACCAACACGGCAGAUGGGGAAAGCAAUGGGAAGUUAUCCCGUCGUGUGGCUGUAUCUAAACAUGAACAUGAUGGGAAUGAGCUUCAGACGACUCCAGAGUUCCGUGCGCACGUUGCAAAGAAAUUAGGUGCUAUACUUGACAGUUGCAUUUCAGUGAUAUCUACAGAAACAUCAAAACCCUGCACACAGUCAACCAAAUGUGAAGAUGAAGGUUUCCGGCUGUUCACCACAUCUGUCCCAGGAGAGUUUACCAUUGAUCCCCCUCCUCCUCCUGUAAGGCGCCGGCCCGUCCCCAGCUCAAGUGACAGUGACAGUGAGCUGGAGAUGAGACUGAGAGAGGCGGCAGUGUCAGUUACAGACCUCCUAUCAUCUGCUCUCCCCAGCGCAGUUACACCUUCCCUGCCAGAGUCCCUCAGCUCAGAUAAAUUGAAGAAGAAGAAGAAGAAGAAAUACAAGGUUCAGGAAGGAGAGGACAGUAAUAACAGCCCUGUCCCAGAGAAAAAUAAGAAAAGGACAGCUCCCCGCGAGGUCGAGAACUGUGGAGAAGCCUCACCUUAUGCUAAAACGGAGGAGGACCAAAAGAGCCCCGAGGAGGAUAGUCUACCGCUGAAGGUCAAGAAGAAGAAAAAUAAACAAAAAGGCACAGAUGAAAGGGUGGAAGAGGAAGUAGAAAAGCACUGAGAGACUUCUGGACUCACUUGUUGUGAUUUGGGAUAUUGGCUGUUCCAUACUUGUAAGAACUGUUAACCUGUUGUAGCUUGGGGUUCUUAGCAUUCAUUAUAACAUGGUCAGGUCAUACACUGUUAUUUUCUUUAAAUAAUCACUGCAAUGUUGUACUACUUUGUAGUUUGUUCUUUUCUGGAAUGGAAUACGUUCUUUCAGAAAUGUGGAAUACUGUAAGUCUCACCAGAUAUUUGAUUACCUUUUUUCUCUGCCCAAAACACAAUCAGUGCUAUGCCUUGUUUUGUAAAGAAAGCAGUUUACACUGAUGUCAAUAAUUCUGAGAGCAUUUUUAUUAAAACACUUUCCUAUUGAUAAUA